CGUGAGAGAAGUGGAGUGUGUGUGCGUAAAACACUCAUCGAGCGGACACGCAGCGAGUGAUUGAGUGUGUGUUCGCGGAGGGGAAGUUUUGUGUGUCUUUAUCAGAACUUUCUCAUGUUGGACGCGUCAGAGCCGAUCAACAGAGCCCAGCGCGUGAGUGUGUGUGUGUGUGCACGUGUGUGUGUGUGAGUGUCUGUGAGGCUGACGUGGUCUCCGAUUGUUCUGAUGGCUGUCGUGAUCUUCACUUUGCUGUUGUUCCUCACUCAAACUCCUCCCAUCGCUCUGCGACCUACCUCUGCCCCACCCACAAACGGCACACGCCAGCUGCCCGACAUCAUCAUCAUCGGCGUGAGGAAGGGCGGAACACGUGCUCUGAUCGAGAUGUUGAGUCUCCACAGCGCUGUCGUCACCGCUCCACACGAGGUUCACUUCUUCGACUGGGACAGUCACUACCGGCGCGGUCUGGACUGGUACCGCUCGCAGAUGCCCUACGCACGACCGGGCCAACUGACGGUGGAGAAAACGCCCGCGUACUUCACCUCCAAAGGGGUCCCGGAGCGCGUUCUGCAGAUGAAGCUGGACGUCAAGCUGCUGCUGAUCGUACGAGAGCCGACGGAGCGUCUGCUUUCGGAUUACACGCAGGUGUCCCACAACCGUCUGGAGAAACACAAACGACAGCAACUGCUGGAGACGCUGCUGCUGCGCGACGGACAGCUGAACCUCAACUAUAAAGCCCUGAACCGCAGUCUGUACCACGUCCACCUGCAGCGCUGGCUUGGCGUGUUCCCUAGAGACCGUUUACACCUGGUGGACGGAGACGCGCUCAUCAGAGAUCCUCUGCCGGAGAUGAAGAAGGUGGAGGAGUUCCUUCAGUUAGACCCGCAGAUCAACGCCUCCAACUUUUACUUCAACAAGACCAAAGGGUUCUUCUGUCUGCGGGACGGCGGUCGAGAGAGGUGUUUGCACAGCUCGAAAGGUCGAGAACACCCUCAAGUGGCGCCUGAAAUCCUCCAGAAACUCUACGAAUACUUUGACGAACCGAACAGGAAGUUCUUCGAGCUGGUCGGAAGGACAUUUGACUGGAAGUAGAGACGGUGCAAAGUGUCUCUAUAUAAAGCCGGAGGUGUACUUCGAUCAGACGCAAACGUUCUCCAUACAGGAUGCUUGAUGCAUGUUUCAUCAGAGUAUUCGUGCACUGAACACGUGCUGCCGAUUGUUCUAACCGCACUUGCACCUGGAGGUUCACAAGGUGGCAUCGCUCACAUUUGAGCGUGAAGAAGCUCUUGAUCGAAGUAUUCUUUGAGCUACAGAACAAGUCUGUUUCAGGAAAGUAAAUAGUCAUGUUUGAUUUCAUGUUGACUUUGUUGCUGGGUUUUGCCAUAUAGAAAAACAUAUAGUCUGAUAUAUGAACAUAUGCAUGUGAAAUAAAUCUAUUUUUAUACAUUUAAGACAUUUAAAAAUGCAGCAUUACAGGAAUUAUUCUUUAAGUAUUCUGUUUUUACAAUG
Messenger RNA from Xyrauchen texanus (razorback sucker), 1506 nucleotides. It is a transcript of the gene hs3st1, whose product is annotated as heparan sulfate (glucosamine) 3-O-sulfotransferase 1. Lineage: Eukaryota; Metazoa; Chordata; Actinopteri; Cypriniformes; Catostomidae. The transcript has 2 exons. Gene Ontology annotation, molecular function: [heparan sulfate]-glucosamine 3-sulfotransferase activity. The record is from RefSeq and is a predicted model, not a curated record. The coding region runs from base 226 to 1089 and encodes 287 amino acids.